This is a messenger RNA of Kluyveromyces marxianus DMKU3-1042, 738 nucleotides long. RefSeq names its product translation initiation factor 6 (gene TIF6). Gene Ontology annotation, molecular function: ribosomal large subunit binding. The transcript has a single exon. Gene Ontology annotation, cellular component: nucleolus; cytosol; preribosome, large subunit precursor. The record is from RefSeq and is a predicted model, not a curated record. Lineage: Eukaryota; Fungi; Ascomycota; Saccharomycetes; Saccharomycetales; Saccharomycetaceae. Bases 1 to 738 code for a protein of 245 amino acids. Gene Ontology annotation, biological process: cytosolic ribosome assembly; assembly of large subunit precursor of preribosome; ribosomal subunit export from nucleus.
AUGGCUACUAGGACUCAAUUCGAAAAUUCCAACGAAGUUGGUGUGUUUUCCAAGCUAACGAACUCUUACUGUUUGGUUGCUCUUGGUGGAUCAGAGAAUUUCUAUUCUGCUUUUGAAGCUGAAUUAGGUGAUGCUAUUCCUAUCGCCCACACCACUAUUGCUGGUACCAGAAUUGUUGGACGUAUGACUGCUGGUAACCGUAGAGGGUUAUUGGUUCCUACACAAACCACAGACCAAGAGUUACAACAUUUGAGAAACUGUCUACCAGACUCUGUUAAGGUGCAAAGAGUGGAAGAAAGAUUGUCUGCAUUGGGUAAUGUCAUCUGUUGUAAUGACUACGUUGCUUUGGUGCAUCCAGAUAUCGACAGGGAAACCGAAGAGUUGAUUGCAGAUGUCUUGGGUGUCGAAGUUUUCCGUCAAACCAUUUCAGGUAACGUCCUUGUAGGCUCAUACUGUGCUUUGUCCAACCAAGGUGCCCUUGUGCAUCCUCAGACUACUGUUCAAGACCAAGAAGAACUUUCGUCCUUGUUGCAGGUCCCAUUGGUCGCCGGUACUGUGAAUCGUGGUUCUCAGGUUGUUGGUGCAGGUAUGGUCGUCAACGACUAUCUAGCUGUCACCGGUCUUGAUACCACUGCUCCAGAACUAAGUGUUAUCGAAUCCAUCUUCCGUCUACAAGAUGCUCAACCAGAUGCUAUCUCUGGUAACUUACGUGAUACCUUGAUUGAAACCUACUCGUGA